GCGACACUCUCUGCAGGACUCUGCUGAGAAAGUCAUCUCUGGUCCAUCCUCCUCUUUACAUAUAAGAUUUGUACCGGGAUUCAUCAGAAAUGAGCGUCUCAGCCGAUCAAGCGCAAGAUAUUGAGACCGCCACGACGGCCAUCGAAACUGACCCGCCCUCAGGAGCACCAGACGCCAAGACACGUCGCUAUGAUCGGCAGCUUCGACUAUGGGCGUCGAGCGGACAAUCUGCGCUCGAGUCCGCGUCCAUCCUCGUGAUCGGCGCUAGCGCCACGGCGACGUCGAUCAUCAAGAACCUCGUCCUCCCCGGCGUCGGCUCGUUCACGAUCCUUGAUCCGCUCGCCGUUGCCCCCGCGGACGCAGGGAACAACUUCUUCCUCGACGGGCAGGAGAGUAUCGGAAAGAAUCGCGCGCAGGAGGCGGUUCCGCUGCUUCAGGAACUGAACGACGGCGUGGUGGGCAAGGCCGAUACGAGGGACAUAAAGGAUAUCCUCGCCACUGAGGAUGGCCAGCGAUGGCUCCGUGACUUCACGCUAGUCAUCGCUGUUAACACGGAAGGGGAAACGACGAAGCGUCUAAGCCAAUGUCUUUGGGAGGCUGGAGAGGCGGCGCCGACCUUGAUCGUGGUCACCAGUGCGGGUUUAAUCUCCGAGUUCUACAUCCAGUUUCGCGAGCAUCACAUCAUUGAAUCACAUUCAGAAAGCUCGCCCUCACUCCGCAUCGACAAACCCUUCCCGGCUCUCCUGCAGCACGCGAUGUCUUUGGAUUUCAGUACAAUGGAUCCCACUGAGCACGGCCACGUUCCCUACGUCAUCAUCCUCGUCCGAGUGCUCGAGGACUGGAAGAAGGAGCAUGACGGUACGCCUCCCAAGACGUACGCUGAGAAGCAGGAGUUCAAGGCCAGGAUACGUGCGAUGAAGGUCAAACAGGACGAGGAGAAUUUCGAUGAGGCCGAGGCACAGGCGUACCGCGCCUGGACAGAGACUACGGCGAGUUUGCCGGACCACGUACCUAGUGAUAUCAAGGCCUUGUUCGACGAUCCGGCGCUCGCGUACGGCCAGCUCACCAUCGGAUCACCGCCAUUCCUUCAUCUCCUAGACGCCCUCAAGCAUUUUGUAUCGCAACCUCCCUAUACCCUCCCCCUCACCAGUACGCUGCCCGAUAUGAAAGCCGACACGACAAACUAUAUUCACCUUCAGAAGCUAUACAAGACGCGUGCUGAGGAAGAGAAGAAGAUUUUCCGUGGACUGGUACGACAACCCGUCGACGAGGGUCUCGUAGAUUCCUUCGUCAGGAACUGCCAUGCUGUCAAGCUGAUGCGAGGCAAGCCGUACGGGACAUUUGACCUCGACCAAGCUGCUAUAGCCAACGCGUUGGCGGUGUCGCCCAAGGAGACGGUCACCCACCUGGCCCUGUCGGCGCUCUCGAACAUCGGACGUCAGAACGUCUCCGUGGAAGCUCUCACAGCCGAGAUCCAACGGCUGGCGGGCCCAGGCGUGGAGCUACCAGAAGAAGAGUUGGACGCCGCCGUUGGAGAGGUUGCUCGUGCCCCCACUGCCGACCUCCCCAAUGUGGCUGCAUUCCUGGGCGGCCUCGUCGCCCAAGAGACUAUCAAGAUGAUCACGAAGCAAUACGUUCCCGUCAACGGAUAUUGUGUUGCCGAUCUGGUCGACACCUGGACAGGGGUCGUUGCCUAACGCCUCCCUUUGGAAGUGGACUACAAUCACUCCCUGCGCAAUAUUACAAGAAUGUAUCUCAUAGGAAACAGUUCCAAUCAUAUCUCAUGC
Punctularia strigosozonata HHB-11173 SS5 is the source of this 1787-nucleotide messenger RNA. RefSeq lists its product as uncharacterized. The record is from RefSeq and is a predicted model, not a curated record. The transcript has 11 exons. The coding region runs from base 90 to 1697 and encodes 535 amino acids. Gene Ontology annotation, biological process: protein neddylation. Lineage: Eukaryota; Fungi; Basidiomycota; Agaricomycetes; Corticiales; Punctulariaceae. Gene Ontology annotation, cellular component: cytoplasm. Gene Ontology annotation, molecular function: NEDD8 activating enzyme activity.